AUGUCAUAUCCAUUCCCAGGAGUUGAAGCAGGUGUCGGAGAUAAGAUUGCAAUUGAAGCAUUUAAAUAUGGUCUUAAAUUAGCAAUUAAAUCAGCAAUUACUCGUAUAUUAGUAGAUGUACUUUCAAGUAGCGCAAUAUCAUCAAUAAUGAGAAAUGGUAGAAUCGAUAUUAAUAAUCAAAAUGCAAUUGAAUUAAAAUCGAAAUUAGGUGAUAGAGCAUUUAGAAAAAUUGAAGCAGAUUUAUUCGAUAUUGAAAAUAAAUCUAGAGAAAUUUUAAUAAAUUUAUUAAAAAGAAGAAUUGAUGAAAAGUCAAAUGAAAUGUACAAUAAUGAAUAUUUUAAAAAAUUAAAAAAGUUUGCUGAUGAUAUUCAUAAAAAACCAUCUGACCCAGAACAACCACAAGAUCCUGAAAAAGUUUGUAAAUACUUGAAAAAGUUUGAACAAGCUAUUGAUGCAUCAUCAUUAGUAAUUGAAUUUGUUGCUUUUAUUUUAAAUAAAUAUAUUUAUGAAGAGGAAGAAGAAGGAAAAGAAAUUACUGAUACUAAAAUUCUAACAACUAAAUUAAUUAGUUCAUUAUUAAUACCAAUGGAAGAAUGGGAAAAACUUAUUAGUAGUCCUCAUACUUCAAAAGAAGUUUUUCAAGCAAUGGAGACUAUAAUGGGAUCAGAUCCAAAAUAUUCAACAUUAACAACAACAACAAUAAUUGAUGAAAAUGAUAGUUCAUUAAUGGGUGUUAAACCAAAAGCUAAAGCAGGUGAUUAUGAACCAUCAACUGAUGUAUUGAGGUUAGUGAGUGUUGGAGGUAAAAAAUUGGUAAAUUUAGUCGGAACUUCAAGUGAUAAAAGAGAAUCAAGUUGGGUUAAAUUUUGGGAAUCUGUUACAAAUAAUUGUGAUAGUGGUAGAACUUGUAGAAUUCAAACAGAGUCACCAGUACAUGAAAAUAUUCAUAAUCCAGUGACUCCGAUCGUUGGUGGUCAUAUUAGAAAGUUUGGUGAUUCAGUUAGAGAUACAUUCUUAAUUUUACCAAUUUGUAAUAGUCAUAAUGUUCAAAGAAGAUUCGAUGAGGAUCAAACUGGGUCUCCUUAUUUAGUUGGUUCAUUAAAAGCUGUAGCUGCAGAGAUUGCUUCUGUGAAAUUAAGCAAAAGAAAAUAUCACUCAUUAGGAUUCCAUGAAUUUAAUUCAACAUUGGAAGAAUCGUUAAAUCAACUUGGUUUAAAUGAUUUUAUUAAACAGUCAAUUCAAAAAGACUAUUUCGAUACUAUUAAUCCAUUAAUUAAAGAUUCAAUUGAAGAAGCAAUUAAAUGGAUGGAAAAAGAGUAUGCUCCAACUUUUGAUGAUAUAAUUCCAAUCAUUGGUGAUAUUAAAACAAUUUAUCAAGUUUCAACAAUGCAAAAUGCAACCUACAGUAAAUUUCAUGAUAUUUUAAAUGACAAAUUUAGUAAAAUUAAUCCAAAUGUUAAAAUGGAACAAACUAUUGAAAAAUUAAUCUCUGAUAAUUCAAAUAAUUUUGAUUUAGCUUUAUCAUUAUUUUAUAAAAAAUAUUAUACAGAAGAAUUUUAUUAA
Dictyostelium discoideum AX4 is the source of this 1563-nucleotide messenger RNA. RefSeq lists its product as hypothetical. Lineage: Eukaryota; Evosea; Eumycetozoa; Dictyosteliales; Dictyosteliaceae. The record is from RefSeq and is a predicted model, not a curated record. Bases 1 to 1563 code for a protein of 520 amino acids. The transcript has a single exon.